AUGCAUAUAGUUAUUAUCGGUCCAAAGUUGCCUUUUUCGAAAAGGGCCAUGCAUGCGUUGAUCAACUCCCAACAUGCAAAGCAGUUUUCAAAAGAUAUAACCAGAUGGGGCGUAAUUCAAGGACAUACAGCAGUAGACUUGGAGGUUCUAGAGGAUCUCUUUAAUAAAGAGAUUCUGCCAGCUACUGAAGAAUGUGGUGUUUUUGAACCUCUGUCAAGUCGCCGAAAAUACUGUGACCUAUGCCCCUAUAUGUUAUUUACAUCGCAUGGGAUUUAUAAACAUCCACCACCACUACCAAGCAAGGCACCUGAAAGAAUUCUAGCAGGUGUGAAGAGAAUCAUUGAACAGAUUCGGGACCCUAAUCUAACAACUGCAAUAAUUCAAAAGCAACAUCUAAUAUCUUAUCCAAAUGGACAGGAUAUUAAUAGUCUUAUCUUCCUCCAGAAUACUGACCAGAACUUGAAGGACUAUAUUCAAGAAUAUUAUCAUGAUUCUCAGGGUACCAUGUCAAAAGAUAUUAAUGAAGUGCUUUUUGCUACAUUCCUGCCAGACCAAUGCAAAAUUAUCACAUUACUCCGAGUAUUUACCAGUAUUGAUUCUACUGAGGGUUAUUAUUUACUUUUCAAGCGGGUUUUCAGCCUUGUUCAGAGGAUUUCCCAUCAGCCAAUAUAUUUUGAUCCUAUCCAUGGUUCUGGGAUCCAUGGUAUUAUUAUUGAUAUGGACUCAAAACAAUACACCAAGUAUGAAAAUGCUAAUGUCCAGAAUUGGGCAUCUCAAAAGAAAGGGGCUGUGAUCAAGGCAGGAUUAAAUAAAGCAUGCUCUAAGAUUCAGCCUUAUUACUUUGAUUUAUUACAAAACUAUACAAAUGCUGUUGAACAGUCCCAUCAGAAGUCAUAUAUAUCUGGCAAGUACUUGAGUCUGGUGCAAGCAGUCAAGAAUUCUGCAAAGCUAGAUAGGGAUGAUAUCUUACAGUAUGAUAACUUCCAGGAGUUCAACAUUCAUCAUUCAUAUCAAACCUCUAAUAUGGAAGCUAAUUAUCUUCGGCAUAUGAGUCGGGAAAGAAGUCAAAAACGCCGAAGGUCUGCUUUAUCUCCCUCAACUGAAGCCGAAUCAGCUUCACCCUUACCGCAAGGAAAUACGAGAUCAAGGUCUCAAAACUCCUCAAGAAUUGGUGAUGAUGAGUCAAUAAGGUCUGGUAAUCUUCGACGUGCUAUUUCAACAAAUGCCUUGAAUCUUGAACAAAGACGUCAAGAGCUUGAGCUAGAGAAUUUUGAAUUAGAGCUUCAACAAAAGAGAGCUGAUCUUAAGAAGAAAGAGGAGGAUAUUCACCUGCAACAACUUCAAAAUGAGAAGUUGGAACUUGAUCUUAUGGAGAGGAGGAUAUGUAUACAGGAAGCUCAGCAGCAUGAGCUAAGUAGUUUAUAA
Molecule: messenger RNA, 1425 nt
Organism: Aspergillus nidulans FGSC A4
Lineage: Eukaryota; Fungi; Ascomycota; Eurotiomycetes; Eurotiales; Aspergillaceae
Exons: 12
Coding region: 1-1425 (474 amino acids)
Source: RefSeq, a predicted model, not a curated record